Venustampulla echinocandica is the source of this 1758-nucleotide messenger RNA. RefSeq lists its product as uncharacterized. Gene Ontology annotation, biological process: transmembrane transport. Gene Ontology annotation, molecular function: transmembrane transporter activity. The record is from RefSeq and is a predicted model, not a curated record. NCBI's taxonomy places the organism in Eukaryota, Fungi, Ascomycota, Leotiomycetes, Helotiales, Pleuroascaceae. The coding region runs from base 1 to 1758 and encodes 585 amino acids. The transcript is spliced from 5 exons.
AUGUCCUCCACCCCACCCAUUGGGACUUCUCUCUCCAUCAAGGAAAGGAUAUCCUCAAGCUCUCUCGACUCCCCACCAAAUGGCGUCCAACCCCCACCCAAGGAAUCCGAAUUCUCGAAUCCGGCACCCCUCGAAGUCGAAGAGGCAGUGUUCAAACCAGGACUAAAUUUCAUGCUCGCAUUCGUUUCAAUAUGUAUAAUUACACUUGCAGCUGCUCUUGAUGCCACUUCACUCAGUAUUGCCUUACCGACCAUGACCGAGAAGCUCCAUGGCUCAGCUCUGGAGGCGUUUUGGGCUGGCACAUCGUUCUUGCUCACGUCGGCUGUCUUCCAACCAGUCAUUGCCGGUUUGAGCCAUGCUUUUGGGAGGAAAGAGCUUGUCUUAUUAUCUUCGUUGUUCUUCGCUGUAGGAUCUAUCGUCGCUGCUGUAGCUACGAAUUUCACUAUGAUACUCGUCGGACGAGCUAUUCAAGGCAUUGGAGGAGGUGGAAUAUUAACAUUGGGCGAAAUCCUCGUCACAGAUUUCGUUCCUCUAGCAGUUCGAGGCGCUUGGUUCGGAUAUCUCGGUUCAAUGUGGGCAAUUGGCUCUGUUACUGGCCCCUUGAUGGGUGGGGCGUUCGCACAAAAUGUUACGUGGAGAUGGAUUUUCUGGAUAAAUCUGCCCCUCAUCGGUACAGGAGCCGUUGCUAUUAUAUUCUUCCUGAAGCUUGAUAAGCUCCCUGGCAACCUUGCGGAAAAGCUACGAAACUUUGACUGGGUCGGCUCGGUGGUAUUCAUCGCCUCAACCGUCUCUUUUCUGAUCCCUGUAACAUGGGGAGGCGUCAUGUACCCCUGGGACUCGUGGCGUGUGCUUUUCCCGCUCCUAGUCGGCGUCGCUGGUCUGGCGGGUUUUGGCUACUACGAAUAUCGCCUCUCACGGAAGGCAUUCGCCGCCGACGGCACCCUCCUACCAGGCAAUAACACCGAGCCCAUCAUCCGCGGCAGCAUCUUCAACAACCGCUCCAUGAUAAUCACCUACUUCGGCACCGUAAUCCACGGCGUUGUGCUCUGGGGGUUGUUAUACUUCCUCCCCCUGUACUACGAAGGCGUAAAAGGCUACACCCCGAUCAUCGCUGGAGUCGCCCUCCUCCCUGAAACGGGUCUCGUCGCCCCAAUUUCCGUCUUUGUAGGAGUAACCUGCUCCAUCACAGGCCGGUAUCGCUGGGCAAUCUGGGUCGGCUGGUUCCUGACCACUUUGGGCUCAGGACUCCUCCUACUUCUAAAGCCGGAAAGUUCUAUCCCAGCAUGGAUUUUCCUCAACGUCGUCGUAUCAGUCGGAACAGGAAUGCUCUUCCCAGCCAUGGGGCUCGGGAUCCAAGCCUCAGGCCGCCCCCGAGAUGCCGGCCAUGCAGCUGCUUUUUACUCCUUCAUGCGUGUGUUCGGACAAUCUAUCGGUAUCGCUAUCAGCGGCGUCGCCUUCCAAAACCAGGUCCGGCACAAACUUCUCUCAUACCCCUCGCUUGCACCAAUGGCUACCGCGUAUAGCAAGGAUGCUACGGCGCUCGUAGGCAUAAUCAACUCCAUGGCUGAGGGAGACGACAAAAGGAUGUUGAUUGAAGCUAUGAAUGAUAGUUUGAGUGCCAUCUGGAUACUGAUGACGGCGUUAAGUGCGGUUGCUUUCUUGGCCAGUUUGGCCACCGAGGGGUACACUUUGAACCAGGAACUUGACACCCGCCAGGGAUUUCAUGACGAUGAAAAGACAGCGGAUCCUGAGAAGUGA